Messenger RNA from Protopterus annectens (West African lungfish), 1741 nucleotides. Its product is annotated as zinc-binding protein A33-like. Gene Ontology annotation, molecular function: zinc ion binding; protein binding. The record is from RefSeq and is a predicted model, not a curated record. NCBI's taxonomy places the organism in Eukaryota, Metazoa, Chordata, Ceratodontiformes, Protopteridae. The transcript has 6 exons. The coding region runs from base 21 to 1499 and encodes 492 amino acids.
UUUAAAGUGAAACCAGGAAGAUGGCUUCUUUAAAUAUGCAUUCUGUGGAUUUUGUGGAAGAUUUGAUUUGUCCAGUUUGUCUGGAAGUGUUUAACCAACCAGUAAUUCUGGAAUGUGGGCACAAUUACUGCAAGAAUUGCAUUGACCAGUUCUGGGAUCAUGAGGACAAACCUCAAUGUCCAGAGUGCCGAAGUGUUUGUUUGGGGAGCAGAUACACCAUUAACCGGCUGUUGUCUAGACUGGUAGAGAAAACUCACAGCCUGGCCCUGAGACAGAAUGUAGACAGAUCUACAGAUCCAGAGAAACAAGUCCAGCUUUGUGAAAUUCACAAGGAGGGUCUGAAACUGUUCUGUGAGGACUGUUUGAGUUCAGUCUGUCUCAUUUGCAGAGACUCACAAAAACACAGAGGACACAGCUUCUUACCAUUUGAAGAGGCAGAACAGCUGCUGUUAAAGGGAUACGAGAAUGAACUUAAAGUGUUGUCUUCAACUCUUGAAUCUCAACUGAAGGACAUCAGAGAACUACAAUCUAAGCAAGAACAGAAGAAGACAGACACCAAGAAUGAUACUCGUGACUUUAUGCAGUACAUUACAUCAGAAUUUGCAAAAAUGUACCAGUUUCUUCGUGAAAAGGAAGAGCAGCUGAUUCAGCAACUCAGAAAAGCAGAAACAGAGAUUAUUAAAGAGUUGGACUGGAGCCUGGUUAAAGUAGAGAGGGAUGUUAAUAAAAUCCAGAAGGUACUGUCUGAUAUCCACUCAUGGCUGCAGUAUCAGAGACUUGGAGAUCUUAGUGUGCUUAAGGAUGCAAGAAAUCUAAGUAGAAAGAGCUAUGCAGAUCUGCAACAAGAUGAAGAUUCUAAAGGCUGCCUUAAAACCCGUAACCAGAGACUGGGGCUGUACCGAGGCCCAUUACAGUAUUGUGUAUGGAAGAAAAUGAAAUCUAUUCUUAAUCCAGCCCCAGUUUCCCUGUUAUUGGACCCUGAUACUGCAAACAGAAGACUUAUCCUUUCUGAAGGUCAGACUAGUGUGAAAUACAGCUUGACAUACCAACAGUAUUGUCCUCACCCAGAGAGGUUUGAGUCAUUGCUUGCUGUUCUGGGAUCUGAACGAGUAACUUCUGGAAGGCACUACUGGGAAGUCAUUGUCGGGAACAAGAUUGAAUGGCAUGUGGGUGUUAUCAGAGAUUCCAUCAGAAGGCAGGGUCUAAGAGCAAUGAAUCCCGAAUCUGGAGGCUGGACUUUAUACCUAAGCAACCGUGUCAUAUAUAAAGCCUGUGAUUCACCCCCACAGAUCCUUAACCUGACGAAGAAACCCCAGAAGAUUGGUGUGUAUGUGGAUUAUGAGGGAGGCCAGGUGUCCUUCUAUGAUGCAGAUGACAUGUCACACCUGUACACCUUCACUGAUACCUUCACUGAUGUGCUACGCUUGUACUUAAACCCCUGUGAUAAUGAAUUUGGGAACAACUUGGAUCCUUUGAAAUUAUUUCACUUAAAGCUGUAGUGAGAACUGGCACAAAUAAUUCUGUGAUUUAUGUGUAUGUAUUGUUCACUCACUAAAACAUUUUCAUAUAAAAUGCUUAUCUACAUUCCGUUAUGUUGCUCAUACAUCCAGAAGUAAGUUCUGUGCUUUGUGUAGGUUCCACUGCAGAAUCUGCAAAUAGUAAACAAUGUUUUCUUGUUUUUUUCUCUUUACAGUUAUUUAGUGUGUUUCCAACUGUAGCAUUAAAACAGAUGAGACGUGUA